GGACAGAGCGCAGCUAACAGUGGUGGAUGGAACAAAUACAAUGAGUGCUUCAGCAAAGUUUCGGAUUCUACUUGGAGACAAUGACUCUGUGAAAUUGACACUGCCCUCUGGAAUUCCCAAGACAAUUGAAGAGUUAAAAACUGAGAUUAAGAAGCAAUGUGGGGUUACAGGGGAUUUCAGGCUGCAGUAUCUAGACAGUGACUUUGAGGAUUAUGUAAAUCUUACGUCAACUGUGGACCUCCAAGACAAGGCAACAAUCAAAGUACUAACACAAAGAUCAUGUGAUGUCUGCUCUCUCUCUUCUGCUGACACUGAUAUACGCUCAUCAUCUUCAUCACCAACACCUUGCUCUUUAGUUGCAGCAUCACAGACCGAUUCGUCUGGCUCCGACCGAGUCAAUGUCUUCUUCAACAAUGCUGAGGAGUGAAACCUGGCCAACUAAUUUUCCAAUCCCUCAGUUUCCCUAUGAGAUAGAACUGGAACUGCAGAGAGCCCAUGAGGAUUUCUUGCAAAAUGGCACUUCACUAAAAAUAGAAUCCAAGCCUAAACUAAAGACAGAAAUUCUGAAAGCCUUGGCUGCAGAAAUACUGAAGUACAAAGUUUACCCUAGGAGUGAUGAGUAUGAAGAUGUUGCGAAAGCACUGAUUGCAAAGUAUCCAUGCCUAAAAGAAAAGGGAUCUGCUUGUGGAUUCUUCGGUUGGAAAGUCAGUCUACAGUGGAAGAUGGGGAACUACCGUCGUACCCUAAGGGCUGCUGGAUGUCCAGAAAUAAAGAUAAAUUCUUUAAAACGUAGACCAGAUGGUGAAUGCACACAUUCAGUCCAGUUCAAGAAGCCUAAGAAAGCAGAAGUAAAUUUCUAUCCUGACUAUCCAGCUGGAGAAGACAAAGAAAGUCUAGAGAAAGAGAGAUUGGCACUGCUGUCUGAAAUCCAGAAAAAGGACAACCAUCAAACAAUUAAACAGAAAAUGGACAAAACCUUUGCCUACAGACAACAUGAAGUAGUUCAAGACAUGCCCUUCAUUGCUGAAUUCAAAAGCAGCUGGCCAGCUCUGUUUAGUGAACAUCAGGCAAGUUUAAUAGAAUUACUGGUUUUACUCUGUUAA
Messenger RNA from Xyrauchen texanus (razorback sucker), 1103 nucleotides. RefSeq lists its product as uncharacterized. The transcript is spliced from 2 exons. The record is from RefSeq and is a predicted model, not a curated record. Lineage: Eukaryota; Metazoa; Chordata; Actinopteri; Cypriniformes; Catostomidae. The coding region runs from base 399 to 1103 and encodes 234 amino acids.